Messenger RNA from Callorhinchus milii (elephant shark), 1933 nucleotides. It is a transcript of the gene kctd10, whose product is annotated as potassium channel tetramerization domain containing 10. The record is from RefSeq and is a predicted model, not a curated record. Gene Ontology annotation, cellular component: Cul3-RING ubiquitin ligase complex. Lineage: Eukaryota; Metazoa; Chordata; Chondrichthyes; Chimaeriformes; Callorhinchidae. Gene Ontology annotation, biological process: protein ubiquitination; proteasome-mediated ubiquitin-dependent protein catabolic process; negative regulation of Rho protein signal transduction. Gene Ontology annotation, molecular function: protein binding; ubiquitin-protein transferase activity. The transcript has 7 exons. The coding region runs from base 49 to 984 and encodes 311 amino acids.
CGGGGGCCCAGACACAGGGAAGCGGGGCUCGCGGGCGGGCGGCGGUUGAUGGAAGAGAGAAUGUCGGGAGACAGUGCAGUGAGCCCAGUUCCUGCGGCAACGACUCGCACCACCUCCUUCAAGGGCAACAGCCCCAGCUCCAAGUACGUGAAGCUGAACGUGGGGGGCGCCCUGUACUACACCACCAUGCAGACCCUGACCAAGCAGGACACCAUGCUGAAGGCCAUGUUCAGCGGCAGGAUGGAGGUGCUGACGGACAGCGAAGGCUGGAUCCUGAUUGACCGUUGUGGGAAGCAUUUCGGGGCCAUUCUGAACUACCUGCGGGAUGGGGCUGUGCCGCUGCCUGAGACCAACAGGGAAAUAGAGGAGCUACUGGCAGAGGCCAAGUACUACCUGGUGCAGGGGCUGGUGGAGGAAUGUCAGGCAGCCUUUCAGCAGAAGGAAACUUACGAACCUUUCUGUAAAGUUCCUGUGAUAACAUCAAACAAGGAGGAGCAGCGAUUGAUAGCAACCUCAAAUAAGCCUGCAGUUAAACUGUUAUACAACAGAAGCAACAACAAAUACUCCUACACCAGUAACUCGGAUGACAAUAUGCUGAAGAACAUCGAGCUGUUUGACAAGCUGUCCCUGCGCUUCAAUGGGAGGGUCCUCUUCAUAAAGGACGUGCUCGGAGACGAGAUCUGCUGCUGGUCCUUCUACGGGCAGGGCCGGAAGAUCGCGGAGGUGUGCUGCACCUCAAUUGUCUACGCCACUGAGAAGAAGCAAACCAAGGUUGAGUUCCCCGAGGCCCGGAUCUACGAGGAGACGCUGAAUAUCUUGCUGUAUGAGACGCAGGACGGGCGAGGCCCUGACGACGCUCUGCUGGAGGCCACUGGGGGGGCAGCCGGGCGAUCCCACCAUCUGGAAGAGGAUGAGGAGCGGAUAGAGAGGGUCCGGAGGAUUCACAUCAAGAGACCGGAUGACAGGUCCCACCUGCACCAGUGAGCGAGCGAGCGAAUGCUCAGCUCCCGUCACACUCAGCCGCUCUCAACCUUAACUCUUUACUCUUACCCCGACACCCCCCCCCCCAUCCUCCUCACCGACCCCCAUUCAUAUCAGAGGAGACUCAAAAAAGAGUGAGAAAAAAAAACAUCUAUCGUCUCACGGGUUAACGGAAAGCUCGGUGAGAGAAUCGGAAGCUGAAGUCUUAAUGCCGUGUGAGAAAGGUAUGAACAAAGCCCUAGGACAACAAGCGCUCUUCAACAUACAGCCUUCCCUUCCAAGUCGUCUUAAAUCACAGCCUCCUCACUGAAGGGGCAGUUAAAACUCGCCUAGUUUUCACAUAACCUGUUCCUACAGAAUAAUACGUAUUUUUUUCCCCCACCUAAGACCAAAGGGCGCGUUGAAAUGUGUGCCGCGGUUAAUGUUGCCUUCUGCGUGGAAUUGACGGAAAUCAAUCCAUUAAUUCUGUAGAAUUCCUUCCCCCGACACACACCUACACCUGGGCCAUAGGUGUUCAAUGCAGGCUCUAUUUUACCCACACCCCAUUCCUUGUAAAUGACAUUUACUGUAUUUACACACGUUUAUUUAGUCCAGAUUAAGUUUCAGUGUUUGCGUGUGCACCGUAUUCAACAUACGGUUUCGUCUUUCUUAUCACCCACAAGUGAAUCACUUCAAAAGAUGCUUUUAACCUUCAAAAAAAAGUGGUUCCUUCUCUCAUGUGUUCCCUUGUCUCCUGUGAAUUGUAUUUUGUUUGUACAGUGCGUGUUUCUGUUGCCUUCUAUUGUGGAUUUGGGUUUGAGUUUAAGACGUUGUCAGCAGGCGAAUCGGGAAGGAGUUUAAAGACUCAACAUCAAGUGUGAAUGAGAUACACAGGCAAUUGAGGGAACCAAAAGGAAGGCUGGGGAAGUGUUAGAAUCCAACCGUAAAAGCUAUAAAACCCACAGAGAUUGUA